Naumovozyma dairenensis CBS 421 is the source of this 2127-nucleotide messenger RNA. It is a transcript of the gene GSY2, whose product is annotated as glycogen (starch) synthase GSY2. Gene Ontology annotation, molecular function: alpha-1,4-glucan glucosyltransferase (UDP-glucose donor) activity. Gene Ontology annotation, cellular component: cytoplasm. The record is from RefSeq and is a predicted model, not a curated record. Bases 1 to 2127 code for a protein of 708 amino acids. The transcript has a single exon. NCBI's taxonomy places the organism in Eukaryota, Fungi, Ascomycota, Saccharomycetes, Saccharomycetales, Saccharomycetaceae. Gene Ontology annotation, biological process: glycogen biosynthetic process.
AUGACUCGUGAUUUACAAAACCAUCUAUUAUUCGAAACCGCAACAGAAGUGGCCAACAGAGUGGGUGGGAUCUAUUCCGUCCUAAAAUCUAAAGCUCCAAUAACAGUAGCCCAAUAUAAAGACAAUUACUGUCUAAUUGGUCCCCUAAAUAAAGCAACAUACCAAAAUGAAGUAGACCAACUAGAUUGGGAAUCUCCUGAAACAUUCCCUGAUGAAUUGAAACCAAUUCAAACUGCAUUACACGCUAUGCGUUCCAGAGGGGUCAAUUUCAUCUAUGCAAAAUGGUUAAUCGAGGGAUCUCCUCGUGUUAUCCUAUUCGAUUUGGAUUCAGUUAAGGGAUUCUUAAACGAAUGGAAGGGAGAUCUGUGGUCCUUGGUGGGGAUCCCAUCUCCUGAAAAUGAUUUCGAAACUAAUGACGCUAUAUUGUUAGGUUAUACAGUGGCUUGGUUCCUUGGAGAAUUGACUGCAGUUGAUAAACAACAUGCCAUUAUUGCACAUUUCCAUGAAUGGCUUGCUGGUGUAGCAUUACCAUUGUGUCGUAAGAGAAUGAUUGAUGUCGUUACUAUCUUUACUACGCAUGCUACCCUUUUAGGGAGAUAUUUAUGUGCCGCUGGUGAUGUAGAUUUUUAUAAUAACUUGGAAAAAUUUGAUGUCGAUCAAGAAGCUGGUAAAAGAGGAAUUUAUCAUAGAUAUUGUAUUGAAAGAGCCGCUGCUCAUACUGCAGAUGUUUUCACCACUGUUUCACAAAUCACUGCUUAUGAAGCUGAGCAUCUUUUGAAAAGGAAACCAGAUGGGAUUUUACCAAAUGGUUUGAACGUUAUUAAAUUUCAAGCUGUUCAUGAAUUCCAAAAUUUACAUGCUUUGAAAAAGGAAAAGAUUAAUGAAUUUGUUAGAGGCCAUUUCCAUGGUUGUUUCGAUUUCGAUUUGGAUAAUACUGUUUAUUUCUUUACAGCUGGUAGAUAUGAAUAUAAAAAUAAAGGUGCAGAUAUGUUUAUUGAGGCAUUAGCAAGAUUAAAUUAUAGAUUAAAAGUUGCUGGUUCUAAAUUGACUGUCGUGGCAUUCAUUAUUAUGCCUGCCAAAAAUAAUUCAUUUACUGUGGAAGCUUUAAGAGGUCAAGCUGUAGUUAAAUCUUUGGAAAAUACUGUUAACGAAGUGACAAACUCAAUUGGUAAAAGAAUCUUUGAUCAUGCAAUGAAAUUCCCUAAUAAUGGUAUAACGUCGGAAAUUCCAGUCAAUUUAGACGAAUUGUUGAAACCUUCAGAUAAAGUCCUCUUAAAGAAACGUGUGCUUGGUUUGAGAAGGGCACCUGGUGAAUUACCUCCGAUUGUAACACAUAAUAUGGUUGAUGAUGCAAGAGAUCCAAUCCUAAAUCAAAUUAGACAUGUUCAAUUAUUUAAUAAUUCAUCUGAUAGAGUUAAAGUUAUUUUUCAUCCUGAAUUUUUGAACGCCAAUAAUCCAAUCUUAGGCCUAGAUUAUGAUGAAUUCGUUCGUGGUUGCCACUUAGGUGUUUUCCCAUCAUAUUAUGAGCCUUGGGGAUAUACACCAGCUGAAUGUACCGUUAUGGGUGUUCCUUCAAUUACUACUAAUCUAUCAGGAUUCGGUGCUUAUAUGGAAGAUUUAAUUGAAACUAAUCAAGCUAAAGAUUAUGGUAUUUACAUUGUGGAUCGUAGAUUUAAGAAUCCAGAUGAAUCUGUCGAACAAUUGGUUGAUUAUAUGGAAGAAUUCUGUAAAAAGACAAGAAGACAAAGAAUUAACCAAAGAAACAGAACAGAAAGAUUAUCAGAUUUAUUAGACUGGAAACGUAUGGGUCUAGAAUAUGUUAAAGCUAGACAAUUAGCAUUACGUAGAGCAUAUCCUGAACAAUUUAAACAAUUGGUUGGUGCAGACCUAAGUGAUACUAAUAUGGACUCGUUAGCUGGUGGUAAGAAACUCAAGAUUGCAAGACCACUAAGUGUCCCAGGUUCACCUAGAGAAUCUAGGUCAGGCAGUGUUAGUGUUGCAUAUAUGACACCAGGUGACUUGGGUACUCUACAGGAUGCCAAUAAUGCCGAUGAUUACUUCAAUCUGAGCCUUACAGGCGCGCAUGAUGACGACGAUGAACAAGGUCCAUUCGUAGAUGAUAACUGA